This is a messenger RNA of Chelmon rostratus (copperband butterflyfish), 1525 nucleotides long. RefSeq names its product DnaJ heat shock protein family (Hsp40) member B1b (gene dnajb1b). The record is from RefSeq and is a predicted model, not a curated record. The transcript is spliced from 3 exons. Gene Ontology annotation, cellular component: cytosol. Gene Ontology annotation, molecular function: Hsp70 protein binding; transcription corepressor activity. The coding region runs from base 172 to 1224 and encodes 350 amino acids. Lineage: Eukaryota; Metazoa; Chordata; Actinopteri; Chaetodontiformes; Chaetodontidae.
GAUGGUUCAGGCAGGUUAUGGAAAACUCUGGAAGUUUCUGCGCGGUUUAUAAAGAAAAUCUCGAGGGCGCAACGCUCUAAGUUGGGACAGACGACGAAUUGAGGACGUGCCACCGAAGUUCAUUAACAGCCAUUUCCGAACAGUUUUAACAUCAACUGAAGAGGCAACUGAAUGGUCGAAAUGGGUAAAGACUAUUACGACAUUUUGGGAAUUAAGAGAGGAGCGUCGGAGGACGAUAUAAAGAAAGCUUAUCGUAAGCAGGCUCUGCGCUAUCAUCCCGACAAAAACAAGUCACCGGGAGCCGAAGACAAAUUCAAAGAAAUCGCUGAAGCUUACGACGUUUUGAGCGACCCAAAGAAAAAGGACAUAUACGAUCGUUACGGUGAAGAAGGUCUGAAAGGCGGAGGCCCCUCUGGUGGUGGUGGUGGUGGUCCUGGCACCUUCAGCUACACUUUUCAGGGUGACCCUCAUGCCAUCUUUGAAGAGUUUUUCGGUGGACGUAACCCCUUUGGACAGUUCUUUGGUGCCCGCAAUGGAGGCAUGGAUGAGGACAUGGACACUGACGACCCUUUUGCUCGCUUUGGGAUGGGGGGCAGUGGAAUGGGCGGGUUCCCUCGCUCUUUCAGCUCUGGUAUGGGAGGAAUGGGCAGUCACAGUAGCGUUGUAAAGAAGCAGCAGGACCCCCCUGUGGUUCACGAUCUCCAGGUGACCCUGGAGGACGUUCUGUUGGGUUGCACAAAGAAAAUGAAGAUCUCUCGUAAAAGACUGAACCCCGACAGACAAACAGUGCACAUAGAAGAUAAAAUUUUGGAGGUGCAGAUAAAGAAGGGGUGGAAAGAGGGCACGAAAAUCACGUUUCCCAAAGAGGGGGACCAGACUCCCACAAACAUUCCAGCCGACAUAGUCUUUGUGUUGAAGGACAAGCCACACCCGAUAUUCAAACGUGCGGGCUCUGACAUCGUUUACCCAGCCAAGAUCUCACUCAGAGAUGCCUUGUGUGGCUGCACAGUCAACACACCCACCCUGGAAGGCAAAACAGUGACUGUCUCAACAACAGAUAUCGUGCAGCCAGGGAUGAAGCGACGUAUUAGCGGCGAGGGACUGCCUUAUCCAAAACGUCCUGAUCGUCGAGGUGACCUGAUUGUGGAGUUUGAGGUCAAGUUCCCAGAAAGGCUCAGCCAGAGCGCCCGGGACACUAUCGCUCAGGUCCUUCCGCGAUCUUAAACAAGAUCAAGAGACCUCUUGGACUUCACAGUUGUCCCACCAAGCUGCCAAGUUUUUUGUUUUUUUUUAAUCAAUCAUGACAUUGACAUUCAUGUGGAGUUAUAAAUCACAACAGACGAUAAAGGACAGAUUCAUUGGAUGGGAUGGGAUUGUGACCACAAUGUAAAAACCACCUUGGGAAAAUGCUUGUCAUGAACGACUGCAGCUUUUAACAGGCUAGAAUGUAAAUAUGAACAACAUUGUUUGGGGUUUGGUUUACUGAAUAAGAUUAUAUUUUAAUGAAAAUAAAUAAUAUGUAUGA